CACCCACACACAUACACUCCCACACACGUACACACUCACACACGUACACACUCGCUUGCACGCAAGCACAUGUACACACGCAUACACACCAACACACACAGUGUUGCCCAGUGUCCAGUACAACAGUACAUUCACUUUUUGAGGACAGAAAGGGGCUAGAGGAACAAGGCUCCUCCCUGGGAGUUUGUGAAAACAUUCCAGCCACGUGAGCGAGCCAAAGAGUUUGAAACCCAAGAACCGGGCCUCUCUCUCUCUCUCUCUCUCUCUCUCUCUCUCUCUCUCUCUCUCUCUCUCUCUCUCUCUCUCACCUCCACACACACACACACACACACACAGUUAUUCACGAACACUCACACUCUGUAGGAAACCAACCAUAAGUAGACCACGCGGAGACCGGACCAGACAGGAGGAAGUAUUUUUGCUACCUGGACUUACGUACAGGACGCCCAGACUGUCCCUUGGAUCUAUCAACCAUGUCAACGGCUGUCCCCUUCCUCCUCUCCUUAGUCCUAGUCCUCACCAACGGUCAGUAUUACUACCAGGGUCUCAUGGAUUAUCUGGAGAACAGAUUCCUUGCCAUUGAGGAUCGUAUGCUCAUAUGGCACGAGCAGUCGAACCGCUACAACACAGAGCUGCGGCACUUCAAGAAGCAGACUGCUGAAUUUAUAAAGGGACUAAACCAGGACCACGGGACCCUGCGCCAAGACCUGGAGGGGACAGGGGUACGAGUGGACCGCGUCGAGAGAGAGAUGGACUACAUCGAAACCCAAAACCCCGCUAAGCCCUGUGUGAACCAGGCAGACAGAAUGGUGGAUGUGGACCUGGAGGUGAAGGAGCGGGUGAAGGAGAGGAAGAGAGGGGGAGAGGAAGAUGGGUACUCCAGAGUCUUGGAUUGUAUAGACAUCAUCUCCAGCAUCAGAGCCAUGAAGAUCCUGAAGAGGAUGGGCAGCCCCAAGGGCAUGUGGACUAAAGACGCCAGGACCUCUAAGGUCUACGUCUUCAACGGCACGGCAGAGGACACCGUGUACCAGUUCAGCUCUGUUCUCGACUUCUCGUCCUCCCCAGGAGUGGCCCACAGCAGGCCUAUAGGACUGCCCUCUCUGUGGAGUGGCACCGGAAGUGCCGUCUACAAUGGCUAUGCCUACUACGUGACGGAGGGGGCCGACGAGCUCCAGGUGAUUAAGUAUGACCUGGCGAAUGGCACAUUGGCAGACAGUGCUGUGUUCCCAGUGGAGGUGGCAGACCAUAGACCCGUCUACAGCCUCAACCCAGAGACUGCUGUGGACCUGGCUGCCGAUGAGGAAGGCCUCUGGGCCCUUUACACCACCAGGGAGAGUGAGUCCAUCAACCUGGCUAAGAUGGACCCUGACAGCCUGGAUAUCGAGCAGAUGUGGGAUACACAGUGUCCCCAGGAGAACGCGGAGGCAGCCUUCGUGGUCUGUGGGACGGUCUAUGUGGUCUACAACACUAGGGUGCCUAGUCGCUCUCGUGUUCAGUGUGUGUUUGACGUAAACGAUGCGGUGACCAAUGAGGAGGCUCCGCUACUGUAUUUCCCCAGGAGGUAUGGACUCCACGCCAGUCUUAAGUACAACCCUCAGGAGAAACAGAUCUAUGCCUGGGAUGACGGCUACCUGAUCCUUUACAAACUGUCCAUGACGAGGAAGCUAAUGGUUUAAGUGGAUGGACUAGUGGGCAUUUUAGUCAAAUAACAUUUUAGUCCGAGAAAUGGCCGGAAAACAUUCUAACAUGAAGACUAUCACUGGAGACAUGUAUUUGUUUUUUGAUACCACUCACCCCACUGUCCAUACUGUAUACAUUGUCUCUACAGGAAAAUGUACCUCUGUAUUUUUUUACUUGAAAUAAUGCAUUGAAUUACUGUACUGUAGGUGCCCGUUACCAAACAUAUUAUUGCUACCCCAGUUUGAUAAAGUUGAUGUUGAAUGGAGCUCUGAAUUAGAUUGGAAUCGUAAUAUGUCCGCAACAACUGGAUUUAUUUCGGGGCAGAGAUCAGAAACGGUGUGUAAUUGAAUGCCUUGAUGGAAUGUAUGGCCCAGUUCUCCUCAAGAUUUAAUUUGGCUAUUUGCAUUCCACUUGUUUGAGUUCAUCCAAUUUACUCUUCCCUGCUGCUUGCUCCCUUUGUUGUUCACUUUGACAUACGUAGUCGUGAAAGUGACAGUCUCCGGCUAAAGUUCAUCGGCACAAUCAGAGAAAAAUAUAAAGUCACAAAAACUUUACAGAGGAGAAAUCUUACAUGAAUAAAAAAAUAUAUAUACAUAUUAUGUGUGCCACCAUAAUUCAUCAUACACGACCGUUCAAAAGUUUGGGGUCACUAAGAAAUGUCCUUGUUUUGGAAAUAAAAGCACAUUUUCUGUCCAUUACAAUAACAUCAAAUUGAUCAGAAAAACAGUUUCGACAUUGUUAAUGUUGUAAAUGACUGUUGUAGCUGGAAACGGCUGAUUUCUUUAAUGGAAUAUCUACGUAGGCGUACAGAGGCCCAUUAUCCACAACCAUCACUCCUGUGUUCCAAUGGCACGUUGUGUUAGCUAAUCCAAGC
Messenger RNA from Oncorhynchus masou masou (cherry salmon), 2554 nucleotides. RefSeq names its product olfactomedin-like protein 3B. The transcript has 3 exons. The record is from RefSeq and is a predicted model, not a curated record. Gene Ontology annotation, biological process: signal transduction. NCBI's taxonomy places the organism in Eukaryota, Metazoa, Chordata, Actinopteri, Salmoniformes, Salmonidae. The coding region runs from base 474 to 1676 and encodes 400 amino acids.